GGGCUGUCAUUUUUUUCUGACUAUAUUACAACCAAUCACAUGUCUUAGUUUAGGGCAUGCUCAGUAAAGGCCGCCUAUAAUAUAAAUACAAACCGCUCUUCCUUAUGCACUCUGUUUAGUGUGAGUACAUAAGAUGGCUCGUUUCUCUGUUUUCAUUUUAAUCUUCUGCUGUAUAUAUACAGUCGAACUUCGCAGGAAUUUUUCAGGUUCCGUCACAGAGCCAGGAGUUUAUCAGGCAGAUGAAGUUCUCUGUGUGAAUGUCGGUGACUCGGCUACUCUACCCUGCUGUGUUUUUGGAGACAAUGUUGGGGUAGUUAUUUGGUAUAAGCAACCAAACGGGAAACAGCCUCGGAUUAUGAGCAGUGGGCAUGAACCUGAUGAAGUCACAUUUUUCAAUGGAUUCCAAAAUCUUCGUUUUCAAUUACAGAGCUCUUUAAACUGCUUCAAUAUGAACAUUUCUAACAUCAUCCAGUCUGAUGAAGCCACGUACUACUGUGCCAUCAUAUCACCAUACAGUGUGUUUGGAAGUGGGACUUAUUUAAAAAUUAAAGAAACAUCUAAACCAGCUCUCAGUGAUAAUUCAGUGGAGGGUGAACCAACACUGCAUGGAAACAACACUAACAUGAACACACAAGAGAACACAGAAUCAGGAUUGAUCAGAUCUCUACAUUGGACAGUGAUCAGUUUGGGAACGGCUUUGGGUUUGUGCGCACUUUUGAUAUUCUGUUUCACUUAUUACAUACUGAGGAGAAGAAAACGUGAUAAAAUCAAUGCUUCUGUAGAAGAGUCUCCAGGAAUGAGGCAGGAAUUUGAGGCUGAAACUCUGAAUUAUUCAGCUUUGCAAAUCUCCAAAAGGAAAGCCAAAGCUGAAAAAGGCACCACAGGAGAUGGAUGUGUGUACUCUACUGUUUUAUACACUGGUGAUAUUUAAGGUUAACUGUCUAGAUGACAUAGUGUUAUAAGCUGAGGCACUGCAUGCCAGAGCUUUUACUUCUGUUUAUAAGCACUUAUCUGUUCUUCUUACAUAAAAAAUAUAUCCUUUUUUUAUUUGUAUAUAUUUACCUGAACACAGACAUAAAAUGCAAUGCAUCUGCACUUUGUUCAUGACCCUAUAUGUAUUUAUUUGAUUUU
Molecule: messenger RNA, 1131 nt
Organism: Hemibagrus wyckioides
Lineage: Eukaryota; Metazoa; Chordata; Actinopteri; Siluriformes; Bagridae
Exons: 6
Coding region: 134-931 (265 amino acids)
Biological process (GO): response to bacterium
Source: RefSeq, a predicted model, not a curated record